Molecule: messenger RNA, 537 nt
Organism: Lachancea meyersii CBS 8951
Lineage: Eukaryota; Fungi; Ascomycota; Saccharomycetes; Saccharomycetales; Saccharomycetaceae
Source: the annotation of a GenBank genome assembly
AUGUCAAGCUACGAGGACAGAGAUAAAUGCCAUUUCUACUACAAAAUAGGUGCCUGCCGCCAUGGCGAUCGCUGUUCGAAAAAGCACAUCCGCCCUACGAGUUCUGCUACGGUUCUGGUCCCCAAUAUGUACUGGAAGCCCAGCUCUGACGACUCUCAGACGUUACAGGCCGAUUUCGAUGCUUUCUUUGAAGACGUCUACAUGGAGGCAGCUCGUUUUGGCGAGCUGCAAACGAUGGUUGUGUGCGAAAACAAAAACGAUCAUCUGAACGGAAACGUGUAUCUAAAGUUUUCGCACCCCAAGGAAGCACACGCUGCCAAGGACAGCUUCAAUACAAGGUGGUACAACGAGCGGCCGUUGUACUGCGAGUUUUCGCACGUUACCGACUUCCGUGAAGCCGUUUGUCGAAAACACGACGUGCAGUCGUGUGAAAGAGGUGACGAGUGUAAUUUUAUGCACGUCCAGCGGCCCAGCCAGCAACUACUCCACGAACUUGAACAAGCCCAAUUCUGCCAAAAAAAGCAGCCCAAAUCGUGA